This is a messenger RNA of Cyclopterus lumpus (lumpfish), 1680 nucleotides long. Its product is annotated as solute carrier family 22 member 7-like. Gene Ontology annotation, biological process: transmembrane transport. The transcript has 10 exons. Bases 27 to 1634 code for a protein of 535 amino acids. Lineage: Eukaryota; Metazoa; Chordata; Actinopteri; Perciformes; Cyclopteridae. The record is from RefSeq and is a predicted model, not a curated record. Gene Ontology annotation, molecular function: transmembrane transporter activity. Gene Ontology annotation, cellular component: membrane.
CUGUCGAGUGAAAGCACAGUAGCACGAUGAAAUUUGACCGCAUACUUUCAGAAAUUGACGGAUUUGGAAAAUUCCAAAUCAAGCUAGUCUUGAUCCAGAUCCUCUCUCGUGUUUGUCUGCCAUGUCACUUCCUGCUGAAUAACUUCAUGGCAGCUGUUCCCUCUCACCACUGCAACCUCACUGCUCUGGAUGAUGGAGGCAUCUUUGGGAAUUUAACUCAGGAACAGAAACUGGCUGUUGGUGUUCCAGCAGAGCAUAAUGGGACUCUGAGCUCCUGUGAGAUGUUUUCAAAGCCCCAGUAUCAACAUCUGUCAGGCUUGAACAGCAGUGAGGAUGCAGCUACUGUUCAGUGUCAGAACGGAUGGGUGUACGACAAUAGCACAUAUAAAUCUACUUUGGCAACAGAGUGGGAUCUUGUGUGCAGCAGAAAAUGGAUGAACAAGGCGACAGCCACUGCUUUCUUAAUUGGUGUUAUGUGUGGAGCCCCCUUAUUUGGGUAUUUCAGUGACAGGUAUGGCCGGCGGCCGCUGCUGUUGGUGUCGUAUUUGUCGACCUUGGCGUUUGCAGUCCUGAGUGCAUUCUCCCCAUUGUAUAUGAUAUUUGUCACCAUGAGGUUUUUUACAGGAAUGUCACUCGCAGGAAUAAGUAUCAUCUCUAUUACUCUAAAUGUUGAAUGGUUUGGCAUUGAAAGCAGGACCUUUUCUGGUAUAAUCACAAGUCUGGAUUGGUCACUUGGAAGCCUGCUUCUGGUUGGAAUUUCAUACAAUGUAAAUCAUUGGAGGAUGCUCAUUGUGGCAGCGACCUCACCAUUGAUACUGUCACUCCUUACUUGGAGGUGGCUUCCAGAGUCUGCGAGAUGGCUCCUAGCAAAUGGGAAGGAAGACGCUGCUCAUCAGUACUUAAUGCAAUGUGCCGAGAUGAACAACAGAACUAAGUAUAUGAACACCAUCACACAACAGGAAUUACUGGAAUAUGCACAUGGUGAAACUGGAGAUAAGAAGCACACCAUUGUGGAUCUUUUCAAGACCCCAAAAAUUAGGAACAUUUCUAUAUGCUUAGGAAUAGUUUGGUCUGGAGUUGCAUUUACAUAUUAUGGGAUAUCUCUGAAUAUCACCGGGUUUGGACUAAACCCAUACCUCACUCAAGUCAUAUUUGCAUCCAUGGAAAUUCCAAUGAAGAUCAUUGUGUAUUUCUUCCUGAAGAAAUUUGGUAGAAGGCCUGGUGAGGCGGCAAGCCUGCUUUUAACUGGACUCUUUCUCUUCAUCAACAUAUUUGUUGCAAAAGAUAGGUGGGCCUUUCGUACUAUUGUGGGAGUCCUUGGAAAAUCCAUGUCAGAAGCCUCAUUCACCAUCAUCUUCCUCUACACAACUGAACUCUUUCCUACAGUUGUACGAGAGAAUGGUUUAGGCUACACUUCGUUUCUGGCACGGCUGGCCAUGUCCAUCUCUCCACUGAUCAUGCUAUUGGAGGACACAUGGCAUCUCCUCCCUGCAGUCAUUUAUUGUACAGUGGCAGUCGUAGCCGGUUUAGUGGCUUGUCUCCUGCCUGAAACAUUAAACGCCCAACUGCCAGACAGCAUUGAUGAUAUUGAGAAAACAAGGAGACAAUCCACGAGGAACAAGGAGGUUGAAUAAAAAUCACAUUCAUUGAUAUUGACAGUGAUACUCAGCCUGUUAUGCA